AUGGUCACAUCUACCCUCCUGCCACUCCUCCUAUUAAUCAACAGCUUUGCCUCGCUAGCCGCCGCUCAAACAACACCGAUUCCGGUCAUCGGCGUCAAGACGGGUGUCGAUUCCAGCACGGGACAGAGACCAAUCAGGAGGAACAUCAAUGAUCUCUACGCUAGGGGAGGGCCGCAAUGGGACCUCUACAUUUUGGCACUGUCGGAGAUGCAAGCGAUGAACGAGUCGGAGGAGCUGUCGUAUUUCAGUCUGGCAGGUAUUCAUGGGUUGCCGCACGAAGUAUGGAAUGGAGUUGAGCAGGUUGAGGGUGCACCUGAUACAGGGUAUUGUCCUCAUGGAGAAACCAUCUUUGCUCCAUGGCAUCGGCCAUAUGUUGCUCUCUUCGAGCAAACCCUAGUCUCCCACGCCCUCGCCAUCGCCUCGCGCUACCCUCCCUCCCUUUUACCCGCCUACACGGACGCCGCCCGCACGCUCCGCCUGCCCUUCUGGGACUGGGCUUCGGACCCUUCGCUCCCUUACGCAGUGAUGAACGAUAGUAUCAAAGUCGGCAACACGCCCAACUCUUCCUUGGCUUCCUUAUCCCCACCCAACACCAACGGCACCGGCGGCGGGAGCGGUGCGCCUUCGGGAGCGACCUUGCGGUGCAAGUUUGAGGAUUUUGCGGAGGAUAACAAGACGGUGAUUAAGAGGUGGAGCGAACCGUGGGUGGCGGAGGAGGGGAUGAAGGAGGUGGGGGGACAACUGAGGGAUAGUGUGUACGAUCUAUUUGUCCGACCCGACCCCAGAGGAUGGGGAGCUGGGGGAUUUGAGGAUCCUCACAAUACAGUGCACAACAAUGCGGGCUGUGGAAAUGGCACCAUGGCCAACAUUGCUUGGUCGGCUUUCGAUCCUCUGUUUAUGCUUCAUCACGCCAACACGGACCGUCUCAUCGCCCUUUGGCAAGCAAUCUACUACCAAAACGCAACCUUCAAUUACUCAUUCCCCUCCGGCGGCCAGCUUGGUACCAAAAGAGGGACCAUACUCACGGCCGACUCCCCCCUCAAGCCCUUCCACGCCGAGUUCCCUGCCACAAUCGGCAGCGGCAACGCCACACCACCCUCGGACGCGGGAGGUUUCUUCCACACUAGUAACUCGGUGGCGGGCCUACGGACGUUCGGGUACACUUACCCUGAGCUGAACACGGAUUGGCAAACGCCCGACAAGGAUAAACUAGCGGCUCAAGUGAGGCAAGCGGUUAACAAGUUGUAUGGAUCUAGCGACGACGGCAGUGCGGACGAUCAAGGACAAGCGGGCGUUUCAGAACGGAAUGUUGACUCAGACACGCUAGAUGAGGAGGAAGAUGACACCGAGAACGACGGCGGAAAGAAAACCGUGGAGAACAACAAGAUUACAUUCCGUCGCUCUCGGUCCCGAUCACGGUCACGGUCUCUUUCUGCCUCCUCCAACUACAAGAAGAACGAAGAAGAGGCAGAAGGCACCACAACCACAAGCAGAGACGACGGCAAACAAACGGAAGAAAACAACAAAAUCACGUUCCGCAGUUCUCGGUCCCUUAGCAAUUCCAACUCCAGUCCCAAAAAGAACAUGAAACAAAAGCGACAAACCUACGGCAGCCAAUCUCCUACUAAAAACUACUACUACACCGCCGAGCUCUCUGUCGACCGCUCCGAAGUGCCUCUACCCUGCACCAUCUCCCUGAUUGUCAACGGGGUGGUCAUGGGCCGCAUGGCACUUUUGGGCAUGCCGAUGGAGGGAAUCGCGAAGGCUAGCAUGCCGUUGGCGAGGCCGCUUAAGAAUGUUGUGAAGAUUGGAGAACAGCAGCAAGGGUCUCAAAGUCAAAAGAGGGGGGUGGACGAGGAUGAGAAGAUGGUUGGUGGUAAGAGGAAGGGGAGGUGGCCUUCAACGUCUAGGCAUUCAAAUAUCGAGAAGGUGAAGCCGAAGAGGGGGUUGGGACACGUGGAUAUGACUCCUAAGAAGAUCAUUCCGUUCUUGAAGGGAAAUAUGACUGUUGAGAUUCGAUCGAACGACCAAACCCUAACCGACCCAUCCACCGUCCCCUCUCUCCACCUCGAGAUCCAAGACUGGGAAUACUUCCCCCGCAAAAACGCGAGCGAGUUCCCCAUCUUCCAGAACCCCCGAAAAUGGCCGAUGGGGAUUCGGGGACCGGGAGGACAUGGAGGGUACGGCGGAAGGGGACACUAAGUACAUACAGCAGCUCGAGCAGUUCCAGGUUGUUUCG
Neurospora tetrasperma FGSC 2508 is the source of this 2239-nucleotide messenger RNA. RefSeq lists its product as uncharacterized. Gene Ontology annotation, molecular function: oxidoreductase activity. The record is from RefSeq and is a predicted model, not a curated record. The transcript is spliced from 9 exons. NCBI's taxonomy places the organism in Eukaryota, Fungi, Ascomycota, Sordariomycetes, Sordariales, Sordariaceae. The coding region runs from base 1 to 2202 and encodes 733 amino acids.